Messenger RNA from Columba livia (rock pigeon), 3821 nucleotides. Its product is annotated as histone-lysine N-methyltransferase 2B-like. The record is from RefSeq and is a predicted model, not a curated record. Gene Ontology annotation, biological process: positive regulation of DNA-templated transcription. Gene Ontology annotation, molecular function: protein binding; histone H3K4 methyltransferase activity. Gene Ontology annotation, cellular component: histone methyltransferase complex; nucleus. NCBI's taxonomy places the organism in Eukaryota, Metazoa, Chordata, Aves, Columbiformes, Columbidae.
UGCCCCCCCGGGGGGGGUGAAGCUGCACCCGGGCCCAUGUGACCUGGGGGCCGUGGGGGGCGCUGCUGGAAAACGGGCACUACGGGUCCCUGAGCUUCACCGCGGACGUGCUGGGGGUGCUGCUGCGGGGGAAGGGCGGGGGGGGCGACGGCGCCGAAGAGACGUUCAGACAGCUGAUGGGCGACGCCUUCCCCGGGUUCGACAUCAGAGACGCCCUGAGCUGCAGCGGGGGAGGGGCCGGCGGGCGGUUGCCCCAGGUGGUUCCCCCCCCAUCGCCCGAUCACAACUACGCAUUGGGGACCCCCCCGGACCCCCCGACAUCCCCCGGCCCCGAGGGGGCGGAGCCGGCGGUGCCCAAGGCGGCGGGUGGGGGAGGGGCGGACGAGCGGCUCUGCGCCCUCUGCCUGACCACGGGGGACCAGCCCGCGCAGGACGCGGGCCGGCUGCUGUACAUGGGGCAGGACGAGUGGGCGCACGUGAACUGCGCGCUCUGGUCGGCCGAGGUGCAGGAGGACGGGGACGGGGCGCUGCGCAACGUGCACGCGGCCGUGGCCAGGGGGCGCCAGAUGCGCUGCGAGCACUGUGGCCGCCCCGGGGCCACCGUUGGGUGCUGUUUGGCCACCUGCGUGUCCAACUACCACUUCAUGUGCGCCCGGCGCCGCCGCGCCGCCUUCCAGACCGACAAGCGCGUCUUCUGCCGGCGCCACCGGCGGCUGCUCGACGGCACCGCGCUGGUUCCCGACGGGGGGUUCUCGGUGCUGCGCCGGGUCUUUGUGGAUUUCGGGGGGCUCACUCAGCGCAAGUUUUUGGGGGGGCUGGAGCCCGACAGCGUCCACAUGAGCAUCGGCUCCAUCCGCAUCGACACCCUGGGGGCGCUGACGGAGCUGUCGGAGAGCGGGGGGCGGCUCUUCCAGUCGGCUUCCAGUGCUGGCGCCUGUACUGGAGCACGCGGGACGCGCGGCGCCGCUGCUGGUACCGCUGCCGCAUCCUGGAGCGCCCGCCGGGGGGGCCCGGGGACCCCCACCCCCCCACCCCCCCCGAGGACAACCGCACCAGCCCACGGUGCCGCCAGCCCAGGGUCCCCCCCCACCCCCCAAGAGGGUCCCCGGGGUCCCCCCAGCCCCCGACCCAGGGGACCCCCCGGCUUCUCACCCAAUCGGAGACCAGGGAGCUCGUCCCGCCCCCUCCCCUCCCCCGGCUCCGCCCCCGCCCUGUCCCGUCACAUCCUGACCGUGGGCGACCCCGCGUUCCCGCCCCUCCCCCGGCGGGCGCGUCACCCCGUGUCCCCCCCCGGCGUCCCCCGCCGCUGUCCCCAACCCCCCCCGCGGCCACCGGGGGGCGACAGCAGCGACGGGGACAACGACGACGGGGACAACGACGACGGGGACGUCACCCGGCGCUACUCCCGCUUCCCGCGCACCGUGGUGACACCGCGGGGGCCACCGUGUCCCCUCCCCCCCCCGCACAUCCAGCAGCUGGACGGGGCGGGGGACGCGGGGGACAAGGGACAACGGGGGGGACAAGGGACAGCGGGGGGGUCGCACCUGCCCUCCGACAUCCUGGAGUUCGUGCUCAGGAACACGGUUGGGGACAACGGGGACAACGGGGGCGACGAGGACGACGGGGACAACGGGGACGGGUAUCCUGUCUGGGACGUCACCCGCGGAGAUGCCACCAAUGGGGACGUCACCCGUGGGAGUGUCACCUAUGGAGAUGCCACCAAUGGGGAUGUCACCCGUGGAGAUGUCACCUAUGGAGAUGCCACCAAUGGGGACGUCACCCGUGGGAGUGUCACCUAUGGAGAUGCCACCAAUGGGGACGUCACCCGUGGAAGUGUCACCUAUGGAGAUGUCACCAAUGGCCGUGGUGGCCCUGGAAGUGUCACCCAUGGAAGUGUCACCCAUGGACCUGUCCUCGAUGGUCUUGGUGGCCCUGGAGGUGUCACCCGUGGACGUGUCACCCAUGGAGAUGCCACCAAUGGGGAUGUCACCCGUGGAAGUGUCACCUAUGGCUGUGGUGGCCCUGGAGAUGUCACCCAUAGAAAUGUCACCUAUGGAGAUGUCUCCUAUGGAUGUGGUGGCCCUGGAGAUGUCACCCAUGGAAGUGUCACCCACGGACGUGUCCUUGAUGGCCUUGGUGGCCCUGGAGGUGUCACCCGUGGACGUGUCACCCAUGGAGAUGUCACCAAUGGGAACGUCACCCAUGGACGUGGUGGCCUUGGAAGUGUCACCCAUGGGAAUGUCACCUAUGGAGAUGCCACCUAUGGAGAUGCCACCCAUGGGGGUGUCACCUAUGGGGACGUCACCCCUGGAAGUGUCACCAACGGACACGGUGGCCCCGGAAGUGUCACCUAUGGAGGUGUCACCCAUGGCAACAUCACCCAUGGCAACGUCACCCAUGGCAACGUCACCCCCGGAGGUGCCACCAACGGCCACGCCGCCCCCCGCGAUGACGUCACCGUCCCCCGCGAUGACGUCACCCGCGAUGACGUCACCGGGGGCCACUGGGGGACCCCCUGGGGACACAAACGCCCCGGGGACGCCCUGGGGACGGGGACCAAGAGGCCGCGGCUCGAGGACACCAACGGGGACACCAGCGAGACCAGUGACACCAACGGGGACACCAGGUCCCCCCCGAGUGACGUCACCGCGGAGCCACCGUGGGAAUGCGCAGGUGGCAGCUCGGACGACGAGGCCCCUCCCCCCGCCGGCCCCUCCCCCCCCCGCCCCCAGCUGUGCUUCGAGAUCAGCAACGAGGACGGGCUGAGCGUCACCGCCCCCUCCAUCGAGGGCGCCUGGCGCGCCGUCACCGAGAAGGUUCAGGAGGCUCGAGCCAACGCCCGGCUCAGACACCUCUCGUUCGCGGGGCUGAGCGGGUCCCGCUGGCUGGGGGUGCAGCAUGAGGCCGUCGUGUUCCUGGUGGAGCAGCUGCCGGGGGCCGGUUUGUGCCCCCGGUACCAGUUCCGGUACCACCCACGCGGGACCCCCCCCCACCCGACCCCCCGAAACCCCUCGGGGUGCGCCCGGGCCGAGCUCUACGUGAGGAAGUGCACGUUCGACAUGUUCAGCUUCCUGGCGUCGCAGCACCGGGCGCUGCCCCAGGGGACACCGCGCGACGACGAGGACGACGAGACGCAGCUCAAGCCCCCGCGCCGCGCCGCCAGCCUGGAGCUGCCCCUGGCCAUGCGGUUCCGGCACCUCAAGAGAAGCCACCGAGAGAGCGUCGGCGUCUACCGCUCCGCCAUCCACGGCCGGGGUCUGUUCUGCAAGCGCAACAUCGAGGCCGGCGAGAUGGUCAUCGAGUACUCGGGGAUCGUCGUGCGCUCCGUCCUCACCGACAAGCGCGAGAAGUUCUACGACAGCAAGGGCAUCGGCUGCUACAUGUUCCGCAUCGACGACGCCGAGGUGGUGGACGCCACCAUGCACGGCUCGGCCGCCCGCUUCAUCAACCACUCGUGCGAGCCCAACUGCUACUCGCGCGUCAUCCAGGUGGAGGGUCACAAGCACAUCGUCAUCUUCGCCCUGCGCCGCAUCCUGCGCGGCGAGGAGCUCACCUACGACUACAAGUUCCCCAUCGAGGAGCCGGCCGCCAAGCUGCCCUGCAACUGCGGCGCCAAGCGCUGCCGCCGCUUCCUCAACUGAGCGCCCGCGCCCGCCGGGGGGCGCCCGGGGGUGCUGGGAGACAACGGUACCUGGGAGCACCCAAUGGUCAACUGGGGACACCCAAUGGUCAACUGGGGACACCCAAUGGUCAUGAGGAGCACCCAAUGGUCAUGAGGAGCACCCAAGAGUCAACUGGGGACACCCAAUGGUCAUGAGGAG